AUGUCGUCCGAGACCGUCCACGUCCCGCUCAACGUGCUGGACCACCUGCACCGGCCCAACUACGUCAAGCUGUGCUACUACUUCUCGCUCCAACCCGGCACGACCCCGCUGGAUGUCUUCGAGGACCUCGGCAAGGGUCUGCACCAGACCUUCGUGCAGGUGCCGUGGCUCGGGGGCAAAGUCUUCCGCCAGUCCCCCGACACGCCGGGGUACCGCCCGGGGCAGCGGGAGCUGCGAUACAACCCGGCGACGGCCGCGCCGGUGGACGGGCCGCUGCCGCACCAGCUGCGCUUCAACGAGCUGGAAUCGGACUACACGUUCGCGGAGCUGCGCGAGGAGGGGUUCCCCAGCGACGCCUACGACGACCAGGAGCUGCUCAACGUGCCCAUCGAGGGCAACCUGGACACGGGCUGCGACGUCUUCGUGGCGCAGGCCAAUUUCAUCCCGGAUGGGUGCGUGCUGUGCAUGUCGACCUGCCACGCCGCCAUCGACGGGACCGCCAUGGUCACCGUGAUGAAGCUGUGGGCCGAUAACUGCCGCAGCGUGUUCGACCCCUCAGAAAUCCUCGAGCCCUUCCCCGCCGAGAGCUCCGACCGCACCCUCCUCGACAAGCUCUGGGUGCCGCCCAAAUCCGGCCCCAUCGCCCUCCACGACGCCGACGCCUGGACGCGGGGCCUGGUCGGCCUGCGCCCCAGCGAGGGCUCGACGACCCCCAUCGACUUCCAGAACUGGUUCGGCAACGAGCACCCCAAGCCGCCGCGGCAGAUGAAGAACCGCACCUUCUACAUGUCGGCGGCCAACAUGACGGCCCUGCAGAAGGAAUGCGAAGCCUCCGCCACGGCCGAAGACAGCAGCACGACCACCGGACCCCUCAGCGGCAACGACGUGGUCACGGCGCUGAUGUGGCGCAGCCUGGUGCGGGCGCGGGCGGCGGCGGCGGACGAGACGCUGGACGAAGAGUCGGUGCUCGAGUCGGCGAUCGACGGGCGGAUGGAGUUCUCGCAGGCGGUGCCGGCCAGCUACCUGGGCAACAUCACCUUCUACAACCAGUCGGCGAUCCCGGUGGCGGAGCUGCUGGACCCGGCGGUGCCGCUGGGCCGGGUGGCGCGCGCGAUCCGCACCGGCGCCGGCCGCGUCAACAGCGCCAGCCUGCACGAGGCCUACGCGCUCAUCAAGGGGGUCGCCGACUUCGCCCAGCUCAAGCCCCGCUUCCGCCGCACCGCCGGCGCCGACAUGCUCAUCUCCAACCUGCUCCUGUUCCCCGUGGACUCGAUCCAGUUCGGCACCCGCCGCUUCGCCAACGAGGGCAAGCCCGAGGCCGUGCGCUGCUUCAACGGGCCCCUCAACGACGUCGCCCGCAUCUCGUUCAUCCUGCCCCGUCGCAGCAAGGGCGGCAUCGAGUUGGCCAUGAACCUGUUCGAGGAGGAGAUGGAUUGUUUGCUCGAGGAUGAGGAGUUUAAUCGGUUCUGCUUGGAGCUUUAG
This is a messenger RNA of Aspergillus fijiensis CBS 313.89, 1482 nucleotides long. RefSeq lists its product as uncharacterized. NCBI's taxonomy places the organism in Eukaryota, Fungi, Ascomycota, Eurotiomycetes, Eurotiales, Aspergillaceae. The coding region runs from base 1 to 1482 and encodes 493 amino acids. The transcript has a single exon. The record is from RefSeq and is a predicted model, not a curated record. Gene Ontology annotation, molecular function: acyltransferase activity, transferring groups other than amino-acyl groups.